GGCUGGUGAGAGGUGAAAGGUGAAAGGUGACGGUUAGAGGGCGGGGCUUCUUGUGUAAUGGCGGCAGGUUAACAGGAAGGUGCUGACCGUGUGAGAGAGCUGCGUACCGCGCCGUAGAAUUACUGAGCUUGUCAUGGCUGCUGUGGGUUUUAAACGAGAAGGUCCACAGUUUAUCAGCGAGUUAGCAGUGCGAGGAAACGCUGCCAUCCUGGACUAUUGCCGCACGUCUGUGUCUGCACUGUCGGGUGCCACUGCUGGGAUCCUGGGGCUGACAGCACUGACAGGUUUCAUCUUCUACUUUGUUGCCUCUUUCCUCCUCUCCGUGCUGCUCAUUGUAAAAGCUGGACGGCGCUGGAGCAAGUAUUUCAAGUCUCGCCGCCCUCUCUUCACUGGAGGCCUUGUCGGUGGCCUCUUCACCUACAUCCUGUUCUGGACCUUCCUGUACGGCAUGGUGCACGUUUACUGAAGCAGGAACUUGCCUCCUGCUCCCAUCAGACAAUUGGAGCAGCACAAACACUUCCACCGUCACCUCCAUCCACUUGUUGAAUCUUACAAAUUAAACUUGUCAUCGUCAUAAACUGCACAGAUUCUGUUCCCAGUUGUGAGGUCAGAUUGUGCUUUAGGUUCGGUUGUCUUUAAGUUUUGUGUGGUUGGGUUGAUCACUGAGGCUGUGGGAAUGUUUCAGUCCCCCGUUCCAAAUGCAGUAAAGCAGCUGAAAAGUUUGCCAGCCAGGAUAUUCCUCGUAACCUUUUAAUGGGUCAGUGAGGGGAGUUGUGGAACUGGUUAGUUCUUGUUGAUGGAUACUUCUGGGCACAGGCCACAGAUUUUAAAUUCUUCUACCAUAUUGUGAAGACUAUUUGUUGAAAAGGGGGAGAGGAUUUUCCCUGGAAUUCCAACCUCCCCCUUCAUAACCUGCCUUGACUUCACUACUUAGCAUGUGUUGUGACAGAGAGCCCCCCCCCCUCACUUCCCUAACUGCAUGCAGCGAGUAAUCCCCUUGACCAUUGGCACUGACCUUCCCUCCCCUGUGGAGGCUGUGCUGACAGGGCACCAUGCCCCAACAUCUGGCUCCAGCCCCCUGUACUCUGUGACAGGACAGUCCAUAUUCAUCUGGCAUGCAGUGCCUUUUGGAACUGUAUUGUUUAUUUGUUAGCAGGCCAUCCUCCCUCCCUCCCUCCCCUCGAUGCUGGGUCAUGGAAUUCUCAGGAGGUAUUCUCGACAGAAGCUGAAGGAGUCCCACAGGGAUGGCUCUUUGUGCAGAGAAGGGAUUGGUCUUCGAGGCUUGGCAGUUUCUACAUCAUUACCAAGUUUAUUCUAUGGUUCACGUCUCUACUUGGGGAAAAUGGAAGAGUAUCUUUGAGUGCAGACAGAUUUAAAAUGAGAUCCUGGAACACAGCAGGGAAAGCUGGAAUCGGUUUCACUGUGACGUAGGCUGUAACAAGUUCAAAAUCUGAGAAUCAGGGAUUUACAAUUAAACCAUUUUGUCACUACUGAUGGUAAUUGAUAUGUUUUUAACAAGACAUUUGCCCAUUUUUGUGGGAACCAGUGAAUGUUUCAGAAAAGUAGCAAAUAACCUUGUCUUAAUUCAUGUUUCCAGGCUGCCUGCCUGUAUUUUACAACAAUAAACUCAACCUGGCUGUUCCCAUGUCA
Hemiscyllium ocellatum (epaulette shark) is the source of this 1650-nucleotide messenger RNA. It is a transcript of the gene emc6, whose product is annotated as ER membrane protein complex subunit 6. The record is from RefSeq and is a predicted model, not a curated record. Lineage: Eukaryota; Metazoa; Chordata; Chondrichthyes; Orectolobiformes; Hemiscylliidae. Gene Ontology annotation, cellular component: EMC complex; membrane; endoplasmic reticulum. The transcript has 2 exons. Bases 134 to 466 code for a protein of 110 amino acids. Gene Ontology annotation, biological process: protein folding in endoplasmic reticulum; autophagosome assembly.